Messenger RNA from Rhododendron vialii, 1380 nucleotides. RefSeq names its product CASP-like protein 2B1. The record is from RefSeq and is a predicted model, not a curated record. Bases 578 to 1189 code for a protein of 203 amino acids. Lineage: Eukaryota; Viridiplantae; Streptophyta; Magnoliopsida; Ericales; Ericaceae. The transcript has 3 exons.
CCUUCUUUUUGGCCAUUUGGCUUCCAGUUUCCAACUCACAUUCACACCUGGCAGUGAGGGAUCAUCAUAAAUCCCACCCCACCCUUCCUUCAAUGAAAGACAUAACUGCUCACCCCUUAUCUCUCUCAUUUCCUUGGGACAUGAAACUAUUAAAUAUAUUGCCCAUUCCCAGAAAAUAAAAAAUAGUAGCCCUUAAUCUGAAAGCUUUCUUUCCCCAAAUAGUCCUUAAAUGCUGACCCCAGAUGUCAGGUCACCUUCCAUUUAUUGCCCUUAAUUUGUAGCGUAAGAAGGGUGCCUUACCCUUUCUCAAUCCCAUCCUAAAGUCUGAUGCUUUAGUAACAUCACAUUAAUAGGGAUUAUCUUAAUUACCCACAUAAAGUUUUUUGACAAAUUGGUGUUGUGGGACCUUGGGGGUCUAUAUAAAUGUAGUGGAACUUGGUAGUUAAAGUUUGUGUUUUGUGCUAGGUGGUGUAUUUCAGUGAGUGGGUUUGGGGUUUAAUUGCUGCUGCUUUUUCUUCUGUUCAUUUCCUUUUACUACUAGUUUGGGGUUCUGGGUUUUUGCGGGUGUUGGUACAAGAUGAGUUAUCUUGGUGUUGGUGUGAGUCCUGGGAAUGUUCCUGUGUACCAUGGGAGCAAUUUAAAGGCAGUUGAUCGGAGGGUGAGGAUUGCAGAGCUGGUUUUGAGGUGCUUAAUCUGUGGUUUGGGUGUUCUUGCUGCUGUUCUUAUAGGAUCUGAUACCCAGAUCAAAGAGAUCUUCUCAAUUAAAAAGAAAGCUAAAUUCACAGACAUGAAAGCCCUAAUCUUUUUGGUGGUGGCAAGUGGGUUAGCUGCAGCCUACUCACUGGUCCAAGGGUUAAGGUGUGUGGUGAGUAUGGUUAGGGGAAGUGUGCUCUUCAACAAGCCCCUUGCUUGGGCUAUUUUCUCUGGUGAUCAGCUGAUGGCAUACUUGAUGUUAGCGGCGGUGGCAGCUGCUGCACAAUCCUCUGUGUUCGCCAUGUUUGGGGAGCCCGAGCUCCAAUGGAUGAAGAUAUGCACCAUGUAUGGAAAAUUCUGUAAUCAAGUUGGGGAAGGCAUAGCCAGUGCAAUAUUUGCUAGCCUAAGCAUGGUGGCGCUUUCGGGUAUUUCAGCUUUUAGUCUCUUCCGCUUAUACGGAGGAAACAAAGGUGGCAAGAUCAGUGGAAGAUGGUAGGUAAUUAGGUCACUCUCUAUGUUUAUCUACCCACCUUAGCUGUCUCAUAACCCUGGAGAUUCUGUAGCCUUUGUAAUAUAGGAUAUGAGACUUUGUGCUUUUGUUACUUCGCUAGUUUGUAAAAUAAAACAAGGGUAUGUUAAACCUUUUGUCAUUGGGGUAUUGUUUAUUAGGCUUUUGUUCGAUUUCAA